Molecule: messenger RNA, 2237 nt
Organism: Carica papaya (papaya)
Lineage: Eukaryota; Viridiplantae; Streptophyta; Magnoliopsida; Brassicales; Caricaceae
Product: LMBR1-like membrane protein
Source: RefSeq, a predicted model, not a curated record
UCUGGGACAGGCUGUUCAUACUUGCAAGGAUCAAUAUCAAAUUACACUUAAACCUCUUAGGCAACUGAUCUCCAUCGUUAACUUCACCCAUCAAUAAAUUAAUUAAUAAGGGUAAUAUAGUCAUUUCAUCCAUCAACACUCCAUUCGACCCCUCACCGGAGCCAAAACUCUCUCUCUUUCUCUCUCUCUCUCUCUCUCCUCCUUUUCUUCUCUGGUUUUCGAAAAUCAACAAGGGCAGAUCUAUCAGAUUUUAACCAAAGAACCCUAUUUUCCCACUUACUCCUUCUUUAUCUCUCGAUCGGUUCGAGUCGAGAGCUUAUACGAUGGGCGAUUUUAAUCUCGCUCUCGUGAUUGUCGCUAUAGUUGUGUGCGUUAUUGUAUUUCUUUUCAAUGUCUACCUCCUCGUCAAUUUCCAGCACCCAGAUGAUGCCAACCAGGCGUACUUUCCCAAAAUCGUUGUGGUUUUGGGGCUGUCAAUCGCUGCAAUUUCCAUCCUGAUGUUACCAGCUGACGUAGCGAAUCGGCAGGCUUGUAGGCAUGCGAUAUACAAUGGCGCUUGUAAUCUCACCUUGCCAAUGAAAGAUCUGUGGCUCGCUGUCUACAUAGUUGACGCUGUGCUUGUUUUCUUCAUUAUUCCCUUCGCUAUGUUUUACUACGAAGGCGACCAGGACAAGAGCGUGGGAAAGAGAAUAAAGAGCGCCUUGUUGUGGGUGGUGACGACGGCAAUUGUUUGCGCGCUUGUCCUUGGCAUUUUAUAUGGUCUAAUUGGGAAGGUGGACUUUACUGUUAGGCACCUCUCUUCAGCCACAACUUCCUUUCCUACUACUUGGGAGUUUUCUAGUACUCGACCAUGUAUUAGCAGUGGUAGUGGCCAGUGCUCUGCCUUUGCUGCUUCUCCUUCAUCAGAGAAAACAUGGACAAUGCGCACUACUUUUCCUGAAUAUGUUGUUGCUCUUGCUACUAUUGUUGGAUCCGUGCUUUUCUCAAUUUUUGGUGGUGUUGGUAUUGCUUGCCUGCCACUCGGACUUAUAUUUUCAUUUAUCAGGCGUCCAAAAGCUGUUAUAACUCGUUCCCAAUAUAUUAAGGAAGCAACUGAGUUGGGGAAAAAAGCUAGAGAAUUGAAGAAAGCAGCUGAUGCUCUUCAUCAGGAAGAAAGAGGUGGUGCUAAGGGCAGAAAAUGGCGCAAAAAUGUGAAAUCAGUGGAAAAGGAGUUGCUUCAGUUGGAGGAAGAUGUAAAACUUUUAGAAGAGAUGUACCCUCAAGGAGAAAAGGCAGAGACUGCCUGGGCUUUGACUGUUCUUGGGUAUUUGGCAAAGCUUGUUCUGGGAAUCUUAGGGUUGAUUGUUUCAGUGGCUUGGGUUGCUCAUAUUAUCAUUUAUCUAUUGGUUGAUCCUCCUCUUUCUCCUUUGUUGAAUGAGGUUUUCAUCAAGCUGGAUGAUGUCUGGGGUCUUCUGGGUACUGCAGCAUUUGCUUUUUUCUGCUUCUACCUUCUACUUGCAGUCAUAGCUGGGGCGAUGAUGCUUGGGCUCAGAUUAGUUUUCAUUACAAUUCAUCCAAUGAAGUGGGGAGCCACUCUAAUGAACUCUUUUCUUUUCAAUGUGGGACUUAUUCUCCUAUGCUCCAUCAGUGUAAUUCAGUUUUGUGCCACUGCAUUCGGGUACUAUGCUCAAGCAACUGCUGCACAGGAAAUAUUUGGCCACACAUUGCAGUCUCUUCGUGGAAUAAGAUAUUUGUACAAGUAUAAUGUCUUCCAAAUUGCAUUUGUUGUUCUCGCGGGAUUGACCUUUGUGUAUUAUGCUGCCUUUGGAUGGAGGAGAAAACCCAGUGGCAGGUUCCAACUUUCCACUUAAAUUGAUAAAUUUUCCAGGAGUGCAUGCAUCACCUUAGAGCUGUUGGGAAUCUGACUUCUAUCUUCUCUUUGAAACUGUGUGCUCGGAAGCGGAUGUCCUGUUAUUGUUACUUUGGAGUUUUAGAGGCAGGCAGACUCAUCUAUAUAAACCUUGGCUUCCUGUAGUAUUAGCAUGGUGACUGCUGCCACACUGUGAUGGUGUCUACUUGUUUCUCGCUGCUGUAUGUAUUAUUCUUUGUUUGAUUAAUAUUAUACCUUCGGUUUUAGCAUGUAAUUGAGAUAUUUUCAGCAUACGUGGGAACUGGGUCCGCAGAACUGACCUUGAUGUAACCUAUCCAUAUGAGAACAAAAAUUUUAUGUGCAGCCAUUUCACUUUUGCUUUUGUGCA